UGUGUGUUUAUGGGCGCAAAGAGAUGAUUCGUAUCGAGACCCAAUAUUUUAGAUUAAAUCGAAUUCUUUUACUUGCAGUUGGUUUAUGGCCCUAUCAACGUUCAAAACUCGUUCAAUUUCAGGCAACUUUGCUUUUUGGUAUCCUGAUAAGCUUCAUCAUAUUGCAGUUUACAGUAUUUUUCACUACAAAAUGCACACCAGAUCUUGUCAUCAGAAUUUUAUCUUUUAUAUUAUUUUUUAUUGCGUUUAUGAUUAAAUACAAUUCAUUUUGGAUCAAUACUAAAACUGUGAAAUGUUUAUUGGAGCAGCUUCAACAAAUCUAUAAUGAAUUGAAAGAUGAAAAUGAAAUGGUCAUUAUAAAGAAAUACGGAUACAAUGCAAAAUGUUAUACGAUUAGAAUUAUACUAAUUACAGUGUGCAGUGUAUUCGUUAUUUCUUUCCUGUCAAUUUGGCCGCGUCUUCUCGAUAUCAUUGUGCCCAUGAACGAAUCCCGACCACAUUAUGAAAUAGAAUUCAUUGCUGAAUAUUUUCCCGAUCAAGAAAAAUAUUAUUACGUAAUUAUACUACACAUGAAUGCAGCCAUUUGCAUAGGAGGAAUCGCAUUUAUAGCAACAGGAACAAUGCUCAUUGCAUAUCUCAAACAUGCUUGUGGAAUGUUUAAAAUCGCCAGCUAUCGUAUUGACCAGGCAAUAGCGAUCAACUUUUUACAAAAUAUCGAGAAGAAUGAAAUUAUAACUUAUAAAAAAAUAACUUAUGCAGUAGAUAUCCAUCGAAAAGCUAUGAAAUUUGCCGAAUAUUUGAUAUCCAAUUUUGAGGGAUCAUUCUUCGUUUUAAUAGCAGUGACUGUCUGUUGCCUGAGUCUGAAUCUUUUUCAAAUCUAUCGAGCUGUAUUGCUUCAAGAUAACGAAAAAGAAUUUUUACUACACUUUUUGAUAGUAUUUAUUAUACUUCUAUACAUGUUUUUAGCCAAUUAUGCCGGGCAAGAAAUUAUAGAUCAUAAUAAUCAUAUAUACAGCACUGCAUAUAAUAUUCAUUGGUAUGUCAUGCCGUUACACGUACAAAAAUUGAUAUUAUUUUUAUUGCAAAGAAGUAGCAAAUCUUUCAGUCUAAAUAUCGGUGGAUUGUUUGUAGCAUCCUUACAAUGUUUUGCCUCGCUCAGUAGUACAUCGAUAUCUUACUUCACUGUCAUAUAUUCUACGCAGUAAAGUGAA
Camponotus floridanus (Florida carpenter ant) is the source of this 1211-nucleotide messenger RNA. RefSeq names its product odorant receptor 4-like. Lineage: Eukaryota; Metazoa; Arthropoda; Insecta; Hymenoptera; Formicidae. Gene Ontology annotation, molecular function: odorant binding; olfactory receptor activity. The coding region runs from base 24 to 1205 and encodes 393 amino acids. Gene Ontology annotation, cellular component: plasma membrane. The record is from RefSeq and is a predicted model, not a curated record. Gene Ontology annotation, biological process: sensory perception of smell; detection of chemical stimulus involved in sensory perception of smell. The transcript is spliced from 9 exons.